UUUAAUGUCAGCUGCCAUCGCGAGCGAAUGGCCGACGAAGGAACAAUACGCACGCAAAUGGUGGUGUGGAAUUUGGGUGGACUGUUCCCUUGUGCUUGCUUAUAGUGUAAAGCUUAUUCAUAUCUGUAAAUAUUGUACUCCGCAGUGUUAGGCUUCCUUGUUUUCUUCCUGCAUACCUGAAGUUUUUGCGCGAAAUAGUGAAGUUACUAGUCUUGUGUAUUUCAAGUGUAUUCAGCAACUAUUGUGGACUUCUGGCUUUUAUUGUAAAUAAAGGAACUCGUUCUUCAACAUCGUUAUCUGUUAAUGAGGGAGGUCACCCCGGGACCGCGGCCGGACCGCGCCGCCGCAGCCUUCCAACAAGGCGGCGCGGCAGGCGGGUGCUAGUGCCACGCGCACCCUGGAGCCGACAUCAGGGACAUCCGUGAAGCGGUCGUGGCGGCGCCAUGGACGACACGGGCAGCAACAAGCAGCGCCAGGCCACCAGGGUCUUCAAGAAGAGCUCGCCCAAUGGGAAGAUCACAGUGUACCUCGGAAAGCGGGACUUCGUGGAUCACAUCUCGCACGUGGAUCCAAUAGAUGGCGUGGUGCUCGUGGACCCCGAGUACGUGAAGGAGCGCAAGGUGUUCGGGCACGUGCUGGCCGCGUUCCGCUACGGCCGCGAGGACCUGGACGUGCUCGGCCUGACCUUCCGCAAGGACCUGUACCUCGCCGCUGAGCAGAUCUACCCGCCAACGGGCCCCAGCAAGCGGCCGCUGACCCGCCUGCAGGAGCGUCUCGUCCGCAAGCUGGGCCCCUCCGCGCAUCCCUUCUACUUCUCGCUGCCGCCGCACUGCCCCGCGUCGGUGACGCUGCAGCCGGCGCCCGGUGACACCGGCAAGCCGUGCGGCGUGGAUUAUGAGCUCAAGGCCUUCGUGGGCGACACGCAAGAUGACAAGCCGCACAAACGGAAUUCGGUCCGGCUCGCGAUCAGGAAGAUAAUGUACGCGCCGAGCAAGCAAGGCGAGCAGCCCUCCAUCGAAGUGUACAAAGAGUUCAUGAUGUCCCCCAACAAGAUGUACCUAGAAGCGACCCUGGACAAGGAGUUAUACCACCACGGGGAGAAUAUAGCCGUCAACGUGCAUAUCGCGAAUAACUCCAACAGAACUGUGAAGAGGAUCAAAGUGUCUGUCCGUCAGUUUGCUGACAUCUGCCUGUUUUCGACGGCGCAGUAUAAGUGUACCGUGGCGGAGGCAGAGAGCGAGGAACCAAAAAUGAAGGCGAGGAAAUUUCAAUUCCCUUUUACCGGUCUGUUCAGUAAGAAAGACAUUCCGAUACAGUCCCUGGAAGGCUGUCCCGUCGGGCCCGGCUUCACUCUCAGCAAGGUGUUCACGCUGACCCCCCUGCUGGCCAACAACAAGGACAAGUGGGGGCUCGCGCUGGAUGGCCAGUUGAAACACGAGGACACCAACCUGGCCUCGAGCACCCUUGACGCUCGCUUCAGGGUCGCGGACCAGACGCAGCGGGAGAACCUCGGCAUCAUCGUGCAGUACAAGGUCAAGGUCAAGCUGUGUCUCGGACCGCUCGGCGGCGAGCUGAGUGCAGAGCUUCCAUUCAUCCUGAUGCACCCGAAGCCGGAGGAGGAGACGCCGCCGCGCGCCGACCCGCCGCCCGCCGACGCCGACCACGACCUCAUCAACUUGGACGUGCAAGAGGAGAACGGACAAGAUAACGACGACGACAUCAUAUUCGAAGACUUCGCGCGGCUGCGACUAAAGGGUGCUGACGCGGACAACUGAGCCCUAACACCCUCGCAAUAAGGACUAGACUCGCGCCGCCCGCGCCCAGUGGCGCCCCCUACAGUCGUGUACAGUGUAUAUUGCUAGCGCAAGGAUUUGAUCAACCAUUCAAUAGUGUUAUUAUAACAAAACUUUUAUAAGUAUUGUAUUCGAUGUGUAUAUUGUAUGUGAAAGUUUAUUUUAUAAUCGUCCUAUGAUCAAAUAAUAGUACAAUUUAUAUACUUUCUAAUAGGUUCUUUACUAAUCAAGAAAAUUUGGCCGAUAUUUAACGUUUAUAGUACAAUGUUUUUAAACAUGCAUUUAGUAGGGUAAAGUGUUUCAUUUCAGUGUACGUUCAUUUCGUGAUGUUAGGUGUCAAUGGAAUAUAAUCACUAAUUGGUGUUACAUAGAUGUUAAAUUAUACAUAGAGCGAGCGGGCCGCCGCCCGUUGCCGUGGCCUUCGAACAGAAUUUAAUGGAAAUACAUUUUUAGAUAAAACUAUAUUGAUGCAUAAAGAAGUUUAACAUUUGUUACGAUUUAACUUCGAAAGAUGAGUUACGCAGACGGCUUCACAUAUCUUUCAAAAAGCAAACGCGUACGAUAUAUUGGGAUGAAUAAUAUAGAUAAAAAAAUAUGACGACGUCACUGAUGUGUAGGAUUUGUAGCGAGUAAGGAUCCAAACUGACUUGUUUCACAGUCGUCUCAUACAUUGUCAUGAAAGUGUCAGUUUGUCUGCUUAUCGUAAGUGCCGUAUUCAUCCUGUUUCCUUAGUCAAAGACAGAUUCACAACCUAAUGCAACCCACACCGCAAUAGUUGCAAUGGCAAUACAAGUGAUGCCUUAUCCAGGGCUACACAGCAGCGGUUCUAUUAUAAAGCGAUAGUUAAUUCGUAAUUCAACUGUUUCGCCGUGUUGCCAAGAUCAUUGCACAUGUUAGUACAAAGAUAACCGUCUACAUUUCUGGUGAAAUAAUUUGGCUGAUCUGAAGGCAUACAAUUUACAUUUACUCCUGUCAAAACCAAAUUCAUCACAAGGGAAUUUCAUUCAUAGAGUUUUUGGUAUUGACGGUGCUAAAAGUAAGUUUUGCAUCGAGUACCUACCCGUGGAAAGUCCGUCGGCGCGUUGUCUUAUGAUGUCUGUUCUGUGUCUAAUGUACUGUGUUACAUAAUAUUAUGUAUAUUCGUUGUUUGCAGCCGCUUGUAGGGAAACAGUGAGAAUCGACCACUUGUAUCAGAGUAGACAGGCAUACUUCAAAGUAAUGUAUAAUAAUAUUUGCUACAUAAUGUUCUGAUCGCGUCCAACCCUUUCAUCUGUUUCUCUGCAAGCGACUGCACUGUCGCAUGUCUAUUUGUAUUCUAAGCUUUACUAUAAUGCACAAAUUUAUAUCAUUUUAUAUUGUAUAACUUUUACUUGAGACAUAAUGCUGUAUUUUUAUUAAAUCUAACGUACCCUAUGAUAAGGGAUGUCGGCCGGUGAUGUUUAUUUCUUUCUUUAAUUACAUUUUUAAUUUAGGUAGCUGUUAAUUUCCUGUUGGUAUAGUGAAAUGUAUUAUUUAUGUAUUGUGAAUAAGUAUUAAAUGAAAUUAUACUAUUUGUAUACUUGAAUGUAAGAACAAAUGAAAGACGGGUCAGAUUUGCAGCCAUACGGUACCGUUGCCGCGUCGGGCGCGCAAUGAAAUAAGUACAAUUAGAGAGUGUAUUUACAAUGAAGGCCCGAGAGGCUAACAAUAUUUCGUUCCUUGUUGUAAUGUUGCACGGACGGCUCCUAUCCCUGUCUCCCUCUUGGCAGUACUAUUUAGUGACGAAACUUAUCAAAUGACUUGUGAUUGCACUAUGGUCAUAAGGGUGCGUUUACGACGGAGCUACAAUAAAAGAUUUUUACAUUUUAUAGCUAUUAUAAACCUUUUAUUUGGCUCGUAAGCUGUAUAUGAGCGGUAUUGUAGAUGCGCCUUUAUGACUGGCUCAGACCUAGCUACUCUGUCCUGCAAUAAAUUCAAAACACACGUUCUUUUUUAAUUUUACAUCGAAAACUUUUUGAUGUACACUUUUUCAGUAAAUAAAUAAUAUAACCAA
Molecule: messenger RNA, 3825 nt
Organism: Plutella xylostella (diamondback moth)
Lineage: Eukaryota; Metazoa; Arthropoda; Insecta; Lepidoptera; Plutellidae
Gene: krz
Product: beta-arrestin protein kurtz
Biological process (GO): G protein-coupled receptor internalization; signal transduction
Cellular component (GO): cytoplasm
Molecular function (GO): G protein-coupled receptor binding
Source: RefSeq, a predicted model, not a curated record